AAACUCUUUCGGGGAGGCGUUGAGGGUUUUCUCUUGGUUUGGGCAUGACGUCAUAAACAACGCCGCUACUUUUCAACCGGCUCCGCGUGCAGCACCGACAGAAGUAAAAACCCAUACACACUUCUCAAUCCAUGCGUGACUCUAGGUGGCAGAGGAUCUCCAAUAUGACAGUUCUAUAGCCGAUAUGAAGCGUGACUUGAGAUGCUCACUCGUGCAUUACUGAAGAAACACGAACCUUCUAAGACUGAGCCACUCUCGGCCCCUUAGCAAGUUAUAUUACUCCUCAUUUGGUAUCAUGAAGCAAAGAUCCGUGUCUGCAGAUCCUCCAACUAUAUGGUCGCGCUGGACCGAUCCAUCGAACAGCCAAAUGAAGGUUAGCAGUCGUUUUAUUGUAGGUUUAAUGACCAAAUUUAAUGCCUGAUUUGGAUGAUCAAGGAACAUCUUGAUUGAGGAAGGAGCUCUGGAAUUUUUCCGAGUGUGAGGUUUUGAUUGGGAGCGCUAUCGAUAUAAUGGAGGUGGGUUCAGAAACAUGCCAGCACCUCUGUCCCCAUCACCAGCUUCACCAGCAGCUUCAGCAGAAGAGGAGGACUGUCACCCAUGCUCUCGAAGACCAGAAAAAAAUUUAUACAGAUUGGGCAAACCACUACCUCGCCAAAUCCGGACACAAACGCCUGAUUAAAGACCUCCAGCAGGAUGUUGCGGAUGGCGUUUUGCUGGCAGAAAUCAUUCAGGUUGUAGCAAAUGAGAAGAUUGCAGAUAUCAACGGAUUUCCAGAGAGUCGCUCUGAAAUGAUUGAGAACAUUGAUGCCUGUCUGGGUUUCCUGGCUGCUAAAGGAGUGAAUAUAAAGGGACUUUGUGCUGAAGAGAUCCGCAAUGGGAACCUGAAAGCCAUUUUGGGGCUGUUCUUUAUCCUGUCACGCUUCAGACAGCAGACUUUGAAACAGGCCUCCAGCAAUGUUCAGAGUCUCCAGCACAGCCAUGGAUGCUCCAGUCCUGCUCUUUCUCUUCACAGUUCUCCUGUCAGCUCUCCCUGCCCAUCCCCUAUCCAACAACACUACACCUCAUCUACACCUGCACAGAAAACACACACAGACCUGCAGUCCAGUCAUCCAUCAAAAGUCUCCAAUCAGAAAAAAUCCACCAGACUCUCGGUUGCUCAGAAAAACAACACUAGGCUUCAGAGUCCCUCAUCGAAGGCCAGUGGAGAAAGCAAACCUCGAACCGGCAGCACCAACAGACGGAGUCAAAGCUUCAACCAGUGUGACCGGUUAAAGCCGCCAGUCUCUGCCUACGUUCAUGAAAGAGAGAAAACAACUCCAUCGCCCAUAAUGGUUGAUCAUGGACCAAUCAGCUCUUCCAUUCCUCCACCCAGCUGCACCAGCACUGCUUCCAAACCCUGGAGAAGCAAAUCUCUCAGCGCUAAACACACUGCCACGUCCUCCAUGGUCACGGUUAAACAACCACCGCUAGAUUCCCUUGAGGUUCCACCUAAAGUGAUCGCCCAGAAGUCCAUGCUGGAAAAGCUCAAGCUCUUCAACAACAAAACAGGUUCUAGAGCAUCCAAUGUUGCCAGUUCAGAAGAUGUGAUCGCAGUUGAAUUAGAAGAAGGUCCGAUUUGUCCCAUCCACCCGCGAAACCAGCGGCCUGUUACUCCCACCAGUUCUGGAAGCACAAGUCCCAAGCUGGCACUGAAAGGCAUUGCCCAGUUAACAAUUGGAAGGGCUUUAGCACCCAAAAUGGCCUCAGCAAAAGUGAAAGAAAAAGUUAAAGAGAAGCCAAAGCUUAAAGAGAAAGAGAAGCCCAAACAGCUUUCUGUUUCAGAACACCUUAAAGGAGAUACCAAAACCGAUGGACUUGUACUUGAGUCUAAGAAGUCUAUUCCCAAAGGAAACAAAGCAAAGAAAGACAUUGCCAAACCAGCUAUUAGUGGAAUUCCCAAACCAAGCCAGGCAGGAAAAAGCUCAACUCUAAAUAAGGCUGUAGCUUCGCCCCCUUGUGGUGUGGAGGGAGAUCGGUUACGUAAUGGAAGGAUGGGAAGCUUGUCUGUACAUAAAGGCCAGAAAGAUAACAGAAACUGCAGCUCUGCUUCUAGCUUAGCUUUUUCAGAGGGCAAAGGUAGCCAAGACCUCACCGCUAGUUCGAAGACCAACUCAACGGCCAGUAAUACGGUCAGUGUGCAACUUCCACAGCUCCAGCAACAAUAUAGUCAUCCCAACACGGCCACUGUUGCCCCAUUCAUGUACAGGUCUCAAACAGAGAUUGAUAAGAGUGGGUUUGUGACAAGAGUGGAGGACAGGAGGGAAUGGACAGGACUGUGCAGCAAAUCUAUCCAUACUUCGCUUGAAAACCUGUCAGGUGAAGACUCUGAAACCAAGAGGCUCCGGACUGUGAAAAACAUUGCUGAUCUGAGGCAAAACUUGGAGGAAACCAUGUCCAGUCUAAGAGGGACGACGCACAUCAGUCACAGCACCCUUGAGACCACCUUCGACAGCACCAUCACCACGGAGAUCAAUGGCAGAGCUCUGCUGACCCUCAGCUCCUGCCCCUGGAGACUGGGUUCCUCCAGCCCUCGCCUACAAGCUGGUGAAGCCCCGUCCUCAUCAAACACCUUCAUCCAGCACACAAACCCUCAGCAGGCCUGCGCACACGGCCUCCAGCUCUCAGAGAAGGUGGAGGAGCUGGAAACCCCAGGCUACAGGAGUGAUGGAGACGUCUUGGGCAAGAGCAUCAGGCUGGAUGGCAUCACCAGCGGCUACUUGACGGACGGAGGUCUUAACCUAUAUUCUCGGAGGGCUAACAGUCAGGUUUUGGAUGGAAUGAAUGCUGGGAGAGGGAACAUUCAGCACUUUAAUCCCAAGAGUCAAGAUGACACUGAUAGUUGGGACGACAGCAGUUCGGUAAGCAGUGGGAUCAGUGAUACGCUGGACACAGAUGAGCUCAACACCAGCUCAUCCCUCAGCUCUUUCGUCAACACCCCGUCAGGCCCGCAAAGAGACACUGAUGAACAGCUCCAGACGGAUGCAGAGAAACACUCUGCAGUGAAACAAAACCCCAGCUGGUCCGAUAAAGACCUUAAACGUGUUGAGUUAGACAGUGGCGUAAAAAUGGAGACCACAACUAAGUGGAACAACAGGUCAGAUUUCUCAGAUGAAUCUGAACGAAGCUUAAUAGGACGCAAGACUCCUACCAUCUCCCAGACAGGCUCUUGGAGACGGGGAAUGAGCGCCCAGGUGGGCAUCACCUCGCCAAGGACUAAGACCACUACAUCCUCAAACUGCAACACUCUCAAGACACAUGGUAAGACAGAUGACGCCAAGGUAUCAGAAAAAGGACGCUCUAACAGCACCCACUCCAUAACUGUAGACGACAGCAAGAAACCUCCUCUCAAUUCCACCGCACGCACACCAACCAGCACUUUUGGCUUCAAGAAAGCCCCGGGAACAAUGGCGACAAUUACCGCGAGUGGUGCUGUGGUAACUAGUGGCUCCGCUACUGUGGGAAAGAUACCUAAAUCUGUCGGCUUCUCUGGGAGUCGAAUUGGUUGUCGGCAGACAGCUGUCGAUGAUGGAUACCUUCCCCCAAGUGCUCGGACGACACUUCAGUAUCGGAGUUUACCAAGACCUAGCCGAACCAGUGCCACUCGCUGUUCAAAUCGCCCCAACAUCUCAAACUUUGAUUCAAAUUUUUGUAACAAAAGCACUGCCACACUUCCCAACCCUAAGAGUCGCAACUUAGUCAAGUCCCCUGUGGGAGCUACUAACCAGACAGACCGGGAAAAGGGGAUCUUUUCGGAUGUGGAUAACCAGGUACUUAAGACUAGUCAGUCGGGGAUGCAAACUGGAAGGCAAACAGGAGGAAAGUAUCCAGAAAUGUCUUCACCAACUUUUCGUAGACUCUUUGGUGGUAAAUCAUGCAACAAGCAAGUGCCGGUCACCACCAUGGAGAACAUGAAGAACUCCACAGUCAUCUCCAAUCCCCAUGCCACAUCCACCCAACAGAAUGGAUCACUGGACUCAAAAUCUGUCGCCAGCGGUCCAGAUUAUGGCGAAAAUCUAACGGUGCCCUCUGGAGGUCAUGGAGAACAGACCCUUUCCUCUGUAAUCUCCAGUCCAGGAUCAGCUUUCUCUCCUUGGGGAGGCAAGGCUGGAUUGGAUUUCCCUUCUCAAAGCUCCAACCACACCAAUAGUGACUCCAUAGAUGUUUGCUUGGGAAAAGAAGAUUUAUGUCUUAAUCGUGUCAACAGUGCCCGAACCGGCCUCUCAGACAGCCCUCACUCCUCUCCCUCUGCUAGCCCUAAAUUUACCCACAACACUCUGCCGCGGAAGCAGGACAGGUAUGGCCAUGUGCCGCAGAUCAGAGGUCACGAGGAGGCUCGUGAUUGGCUGCGUUCCCCCACAGCUGUUGGGCUGCAGGAUUCAACCAGUUCUUCUCCCUACAACCCUGCAUCUGCUCUCAGCUCACCCUCAGGCACACGCUUCAACUUUAACACACUUGGCAGUCCCACCACAUCUUCACAAAUCACUGCUUUGCGUGGCAUCAACGGUCAUGGAAAUCAUGAAAGCUCAUUCGAACCCUACAUUGACCCUCGUCUCAGGAACUCCUCGAUGAGCCUGGAGGAAAGGAACCGAACUAUGAGCAGCUCCGGAUCAUUUCGUGAAGGACUGGAAGAAGUUCAUGGAUCGUGUUUGUCUCUGGUCUCUAGCACAUCAUCAGUUUACUCUACGCCUGAGGAAAAGGCCCAGACGGAGAUCCGUAAGCUGCGGAGGGAACUGGACGCAUCACAGGAGAAGGUCUCUGCGCUCACAACACAGCUUAGUGCCAAUGCUCACCUCGUGGCGGCUUUUGAGCAGAGCUUAGGAAACAUGACUAUCCGGCUGCAGAGUCUGACAACAACAGCUGAACAAAAGGACACUGAAUUAAAUGAUUUAAGGAAAACAAUUGAACUCCUCAAAAAGCAGAACUCUGCGACUCAAGCCACCAUAAAUGGAGUCAUUAACACACCAGAGCCGACAUUAACCAGCCGCAAAGUUUCUCUAGACUCUAUCAACGGGUCACCUCAGUCUCAGCGAGAGUUGGGGAUCUACAGGCAGCCGUCUUCAGACAGUGUUUCCAGCAUGACCAGUGCCACCAGCCACUCCAGCAUUGGCAGCAACCUGGAGCUUGAUUCUAAAAACAAGAAGAAGAAGAAAAACUGGGUCUCUGAGUUGCGAAGCUCAUUUAAACAAGCAUUUGGGAAGAAAAAAUCUCCAAAAUCUGCAUCCUCUCACUCGGACAUUGAAGAAAUGACUGAUUCUUCUCUGCCAUCUUCCCCCAAACUCCCCUAUAAUGGCUCGACAGCUUCCUCUCCAAUGAUACGCAACUCCAACUCGAAUUCCCUUCCUCAACUGUCCUCCCUGCCUGCACAUGGGCCUGUCUGGGGCUGUAGCAGCACGUCCAUGAGGUCUGCCUCUCUGGCACGGAUUUCUGAAUGCAUGGACAGCGAUGCAGAAACAGUCAUGCAGUUGCGCAGUGAAUUACGUGAUAAAGAAAUGAAGCUCACAGACAUCAGGCUGGAAGCUCUCAGCUCUGCCCACCAACUGGACCAACUACGAGAAUCCAUGAACCGCAUGCAAAUUGAGGUUGAAAGGCUAAAAGUGGAGAACGACCGAUUAAAGCUGGAGAGCCGGGGCAGUGGAAGCAGAGCAGCCUCACAAAUGUCCAUCUCCCCUUCUUCUGUGGGCCUUUCCUCACAGCUCAGCCUCACAGAAUCCACCAGCUUAGAUAUGUUGCUUGAAGACAGUGGAGAUGGAAGUUCAUGGAAAGAGGGGCAACAUGUAAAGGUUGUAGUCAGUCUGGAAAAAGAUCCGGAGUGGAAAGAGGAGUGUAGACCUUCUCAGUUUUUGCUGGGCUGCAUUGGUGUCAGUGGAAAAACCAAAUGGGAAGUCCUUGAUGGAGUGGUCAGACGCCUCUUUAAGGAAUACAUCAUCUGUGUAGAUCCUGUGACGCAGCUGGGUUUGAACACUGACACAGUGAUGGAGUACAGCAUUGGAGACAUCCAUCGCGCCAGUGAUGCUGAUACACCAGAGCUCCUGCCUUGCGGUUACCUUGUAGGAGAAAGUGACACUAUCUCUGUCAGGCUGAAAGACUUGUCUGUGGACAGUGAGGACAGUUUAGCAUUUGAGACGCUGAUACCGAAGCCGGUUCUUCAGCGGUACAUCUCUCAGCUGGAGGAGCACAGACGGAUCAUCUUUUCCGGGCCCUCAGGCACAGGGAAGAGCUUUCUGGCAAGCAGACUGGCAGAGUGCAUGGUGCUAAGAGAGGGCAAGCAGUUGGAUCAUCAAUCAAUCGCCACUUUCAAUGUGGAUAACAAAACUACUAAGGAGCUGAAACAAUAUUUGUCCAGCCUGGCGGAUCAGUGUAAGAACAUCGUAGAGUCUGCGGAUGUUCCUGUGGUGCUCAUACUGGACAACCUUCACCAUGUCGCUUCACUGGCUGACAUUUUCAACGGCCUACUUAACUGCAAGAGCCAGCACUGUCCUUACAUCAUUGGAACCAUGAACCAAACCCCAUCACCGACUCCGAAUCUACAGCUUCAUCAUAAUUUCAGAUGGAUUCUAUGUGCCAAUCACACUGAGCCGGUGAAAGGUUUUCUGGGUCGUUUCUUGCGCCGGAAGCUCCUAGAAACCGAGAUCAACAGUCGUGUGAGGAACGGAGAGCUGGUUAAGAUCAUUGAGUGGAUUCCCAGCGUUUGGCAUCAUCUCAACCGCUUUCUGGAAACACACAGCUCGUCUGAUGUCACGAUUGGGCCUCGGCUCUUUCUGUCCUGCCCAAUGGAUGUGGAAGGGUCCAGAGUGUGGUUCACUGACCUGUGGAACUACUCCAUCAUCCCCUACAUGCUGGAGGCUGUCAGAGAAGGACUGCAGAUGUAUGGGCGAAAGGCAUCAUGGGAAGACCCAGCAAAGUGGGUGAUGGAGAGCUUCCCCUGGGUGGCUAGUCCUCAGCAGCAUGAAUGGCAUUCAUUGCUGCGUCUGCGGCCGGAGGAUGUGGGCUUUGAUGGGUACACCAUCUCUCAGGAGGGAAGCCCAGGCAAACAGCCUGCUCAGGGAAAACCAGAAGAAGACCCACUGAUGAACAUGUUACUGAGACUAAAGGAGACGGCGCACUGUGCAGGAACAGAGAGCUACGACAGCGACUCCACCAACAACAGCCACCAAGAUGACAUGAUCGACUCCUCAUUAGAGUCUUCACUGUGAAAACAUUUAAAAACACACUUCUGUGUGAAACUACGGGGUGCUGGAAACCCUGAAAAAAAACUCUUAUUAAACAUCACACCAAAUCAAAGAAAACCGUUUUGAAGAGCGUCAUUUCAGCAAACGGACCACAGAUGGCGCUAAAAGGGUGUUCAAUGUGGAGAAAAACGGACCAUCUGAACACUCAUGAAGUCAGGUAUAUUUCAGUCAUAUUAAACAUCAUAAAUAUGUCAUGCUCAGUGAUUUUAAUGCACUAGUGAGCUUUUUUUGGUGCUUGAUAAAAAAAAGCCUUACAACUUUUGAUAUAAGUUGAGGUAGCCCAGCAAACAUUUUUAGUUUUUAAAAUAUGUCCAAUAGAUGUCUUAUAGACGUCUAAACAUAGUCAUAUUAGCUAAAACAAGCUAAUUUUGAGCUGUCAGUGAAAAUUUAAUAGACGUCUAAGAUUAGGCCAAAACUAGACUAUCGUCAUCAAAUUAACAAAAAUAAAUGACCACACAUCUAAAGUCUGUCUAAUCUAUUUGACGACUGGUCUAGUUUUGGGCUAUUCUUAGACUACUAUUCGAUUUUCACUGACAGCCCAAGUUUAGCCUUGUUUUAGCCAAGCUGUCUACUUAAGAUGUCUGUUAGACAGUCUGUUAGUUGUUUGCUGGGUGGCUUGUGUCUUAAAGAUGUGCAAGUUUCUACGAAACAAUUAAUGCAAGAACAUUAUAGCCUUUGAAGUGUGCACUAUCCAUGGGACCUAACAGAGAAAUAAAGUAUAAUGUGAACUAUAAUAAAAAAAAACAAAUAAAAUAUGUUUGGAAAUAUAUUUAAGCUUCGAUUUGUGCCAGGAGUAAAUGUUGUGCCUCUUUAGUAAUUUCUAUGCAAUACAGAACUAGAAAGUCAUCAUGGCUAAAAUAUAAGUCGACUGGUUCUUAACAGAAAUCCAUCAUGAUUGCAUUUCAGUUUAGUAAUUCUGCUUACUUUUAGAUGCACGAUUGGUCACAUCCUUCCCCCCAAAUAUUUUUACAAGGACAACUUCAUCCUAUAUUUAUGUGUAUGUGAGUCUUCUUUGUUGAGUGUAAGUGUGUUUGUCUAAAGUAUUUGUUGAAGGGAGAAAGAAGUUUUGUGUGUGUAUUAUUAAGGUUUAUAAAUAAGAUCUCAGCAGGUAGCCUAUACAUUCAUUAAAAAAGUCUGGCACAUGGAUGUGUGUGUUGUGUUUUCACUGUAUUUGAAUCAGCUUGUCUAGUGGCAAACAUUAGCAUGAAGUUCAUCAAAUGGUUUACUCAGAGUUUAUUAAUUCAAAGAGCGCAUUUCGUUCACCUAAAAAUCUUUUAUUUAUUUCUGCUGCUUUUGAACACCUCCUGUAGUAUUUCUUUUCAUUUUGUUUUCUUGUAAGAUCCUGCCAGGUAUUCAUGCUGUUCUUUAAGUACUUUAAACACAUCUACAUGUGACAUUUGUGUGAAAAUGAACUAAGUUUCAGAGAAAAUAGUCCACUUUCCCAUUAAUUUCUGAUCAAUUUUGGACUGAAUUCUGUGUAUAUUUUCAGGUGUACUAUAUUUUUGUAAAUAUUCGACUCAUAUUUUAGAUGUUUGUGUAGUCUAAGAAAGUGAUUUUAUGUGAAGUUGUUAAUAUUUGAUGAUGUUUUUCAUUGUAAACUUUGGUCAAUAAAUGUGAUGCCCAACAGUUA
Messenger RNA from Danio rerio (zebrafish), 8898 nucleotides. NCBI's taxonomy places the organism in Eukaryota, Metazoa, Chordata, Actinopteri, Cypriniformes, Danionidae. The record is from RefSeq and is a predicted model, not a curated record.